This is a messenger RNA of Gavialis gangeticus (Gharial), 2716 nucleotides long. It is a transcript of the gene SLC23A2, whose product is annotated as solute carrier family 23 member 2. The record is from RefSeq and is a predicted model, not a curated record. Gene Ontology annotation, biological process: transmembrane transport; L-ascorbic acid metabolic process. The transcript is spliced from 17 exons. Bases 615 to 2564 code for a protein of 649 amino acids. Gene Ontology annotation, molecular function: transmembrane transporter activity. Lineage: Eukaryota; Metazoa; Chordata; Crocodylia; Gavialidae. Gene Ontology annotation, cellular component: membrane.
CAUCUUUUGAUUUUUAGUGUUCGGGGGAUACCAGAGGUUCUCCCACUUGAGGCAUCGAGACUGAAGUUUGUUCUCUAAGUCAUACAGGUUAAAUACAGAACAAGUCUGAUGUUCCUGAGGACAGGCUGUACGUCCUUCAGUACCUUGGUAUAAUUAGGUACCUCCAUGAAGAUCUGGAUCUUCUCUCACAUUCUGUAGAGGACAAUGUAUCCUUGCUUUUCUAUACAGAAGAUGUUUUGAUCCUGUGUUUGUGAUGCCAGAGUGCUGGAGAAAAUGAUAAUGGAAGCAGGAUUUUAAAUAGAGGGUAGAGGAAGAUUAGCCCUGGUGGAAUUGCAUUUGAAGAACUUCUACACAGUUGCUGAUUGUAGAGAACAGGAGAGACUGAAUAGGCUAGCUGGUACAGAAGAGCUGCAGAGAUUAGUACAGAUUCUUUAAGGUGCAAUCCACGCCAUCAGCACUCGUAGAACCUAAUGUUCCAACAGGACUACUUGGUGCUUUCCUAAUUUCCAGGGGUGCUGCCCUCUCUAUCAGAAAUAGUCCUGUUGCUGUACAGCUUCAAAUUCCAUAAAUUUCAGUUUAACUACUAUAUAAAAGUCAUUAGCAAUCUGGAAGCAAUGGGGAUUGGUAAGAACACUACGUCUAAAGCAGUGGAGACUGGAAGCUCAACAGAAGGCAAAUAUGAAGAUGAGUCUAAACAUCCGGCUUUUUUCACUCUCCCUGUUGUGAUAAACGGUGGAGCAACAUCCAGUGGUGAUCAGGAUACAGAGGACACAGAGCUCAUGGCAAUUUACACCACAGAAAAUGGCAUAGCUGAAAAGAGCUCUCUGGCGGAGACGUUGGACAGCAGUGGAAGUUUAGACGCACAGAGAACUGACAUGAUAUACACAAUUGAGGAUGUUCCCCCUUGGUACCUCUGCAUAUUCUUAGGGUUACAGCACUACCUGACAUGUUUUAGUGGAACCAUAGCAGUACCCUUUUUGCUAGCUGAUGCCAUGUGUGUUGGGUUUGACCAGUGGGCUACCAGCCAACUGAUUGGGACCAUUUUCUUCUGUGUGGGAAUCACUACUUUAUUACAAACAACUUUUGGGUGCAGGUUACCCUUAUUUCAAGCCAGUGCUUUCGCUUUCUUAGCACCUGCCCGAGCUAUUCUCUCUUUGGAGAAGUGGAAAUGUAAUAACACAGCAAUAGCGGUUACUAAUGGAACAGCAGAGCUGCUUCACACCGAACAUAUCUGGUAUCCCAGGAUACGAGAGAUUCAAGGUGCUAUUAUCAUGUCCUCCUUGAUAGAAGUGGUGAUUGGUUUCCUUGGGCUUCCUGGAGCUCUGCUGAGAUAUAUUGGACCUCUGACGAUUACACCGACGGUGGCCCUCAUUGGUCUGUCUGGUUUCCAGGCAGCUGGGGAGAGAGCAGGCAAACACUGGGGUAUAGCUAUGUUAACUAUUUUCCUAGUAUUGCUGUUUUCUCAGUAUGCCAGGAAUGUCAAAUUUCCUUUACCGAUUUACAAAUCCAAAAAAGGAUGGACAGCUUACAGGCUGCAGCUCUUCAAAAUGUUUCCUAUUAUUUUAGCUAUCCUGGUGUCAUGGUUGCUUUGCUUCAUCUUUACUGUGACUGACGUCUUUCCCCCCGACAGCGCAAAGUAUGGCUUCUAUGCUCGCACAGAUGCAAGACGAGGAGUGCUGUUAGUGGCACCGUGGUUUAAGGUCCCUUAUCCUUUUCAGUGGGGAUUGCCAACAAUUUCAGCUGCAGGAGUAAUAGGGAUGCUUAGCGCAGUUGUUGCUAGCAUUAUUGAAUCAAUUGGAGAUUACUACGCCUGUGCGAGGCUGUCUUGUGCUCCUCCUCCACCUAUUCAUGCAAUAAAUAGAGGGAUUUUCAUUGAGGGUCUUUCCUGUGUUCUGGAUGGAGUAUUUGGUACUGGAAAUGGAUCCACUUCUUCUAGCCCCAACAUUGGAGUUCUGGGCAUCACUAAGGUUGGAAGCCGCCGGGUUAUUCAGUAUGGUGCAGCCUUCAUGCUCCUACUUGGAAUGGUUGGGAAGUUCAGUGCACUGUUUGCAUCCCUGCCUGACCCAGUGCUUGGUGCCCUCUUCUGCACUCUUUUUGGAAUGAUUACAGCUGUGGGGCUGUCCAACCUCCAGUUCAUAGACUUAAAUUCUUCCCGUAACCUCUUUGUACUUGGAUUUUCCAUCUUCUUUGGACUUGUCCUUCCAAGUUACCUCAAACAAAAUCCACUGGUUACAGGAAUAGCAGGCAUUGACCAAGUGUUAAAUGUUCUUCUGACUACAGCCAUGUUUGUUGGAGGCUGCGUGGCCUUUAUUUUGGAUAAUACCAUUCCAGGAAGUCCAGAGGAGAGAGGAAUCCGGAAGUGGAAGAAAGGAGUGGGUAAAGGAAGCAAGUCCCUGGAUGGCAUGGAAACUUACGAUUUGCCCUUUGGCAUGAACUUUAUCAAAAAGUACAGAUGCUUCAGCUUCUUGCCCAUCAGUCCUACCUUCAUGGGUUACACAUGGAAAGGCUUCAGGAAAAGCAGUAACUGCAGGAGUUCAGACGAAGACUCUGCAGCUACCGUAUAGCCUUAGUUGAAAUGAUAUUAUCUAGUUGUAGUAAGAGAUGUAUUUGCAGUUUCUUGCUGAUUUAAGAAGCAUUAAAAUAUAUGUUUUGUAUAUUUGCAUUUAAAUUCUGGAACCAGAGCUGAGACGGAUUUAAAAAAAAAAAAAAAAAAAAA